Messenger RNA from Pyrus x bretschneideri (Chinese white pear), 2042 nucleotides. RefSeq lists its product as uncharacterized. The transcript has 10 exons. Gene Ontology annotation, molecular function: 3'-5'-RNA exonuclease activity. NCBI's taxonomy places the organism in Eukaryota, Viridiplantae, Streptophyta, Magnoliopsida, Rosales, Rosaceae. The coding region runs from base 692 to 2041 and encodes 449 amino acids. The record is from RefSeq and is a predicted model, not a curated record.
AAGAGGGCAAGCAAAAGAGGCAGGAGGGAAGAGGUCGCGUUGGUUACAAGCAAAAAGAAAGAACCUUCUGGGAUCCUUCGGGGAUCAAAUUGCAAAACGCGAAUAAUGCGCACAAAGGUAUUUAUUUUUGGAGGGUGGAAAUCGAAUCCCCCAAAAGAUACAUGCUUUUUUAGCCCCCCAUCCAUGGCCGUCCUCCUCCUCCUCCUCCAACUCUAAGUAUAUUCUCAGAGACACAUCACAAAAUACAUACACACAUUGUUUGUACUACAUAACUGACGCUUUCACAAAGACAACAUAUAUGAGGUUGUCCCUUAAGCUCAACCCACGACAAGUAAUCCGAGGUGGUUGUGGUAAUCCGAGGUGGCUGUGGUGGUGGUCUUUGAGUCCGAGGAUCACUCCCCCACUACCUGUAAAUCCGUUAAUUUCUCCCUCCUACUCGUCUUCCUUGUCCCGAACGCUAGCGCAUCUUUUCGAGAGCCCGGUCAUUUUCUUUCAAUCCAAUCGACGUCAAGAAAAAGCGGUUUUGUUUUUUUGUUGUGCCCAUUGUUUUGGGCCCUUGUUUCCGGCAAAAGGCAGCGGGCAGUUGUUUUGCAUUUUUUGAUAUUGUGGGUUGCUCUGCCUCCUCUGUCUGCUGCGGCGAGAUUUGUACAUGUUUAUUUAUUGGUGGGAAAGUUGAGAGAAUAAUAAGACGAUGACGAUGACGAAGACGAAGGGAAGGAUUUCGAGAAUUGGAAGCUACGCAAUUGCGUCUUCCAAACGAGACGGCCACCACCAACAGCCCUGCAUUACCUGCACCACUUUCAACAUCCUCGCUCCAAUUUACAAGCGCCUCAACCAUGACGACCCCGAUUGUCGGGAAAGCAAUUACAGAGCCUAUUGGCUGGCCAGGAAUCAAAGGAUAUUGGAUUGUUUGUUGGCUGAGAGAUCGUCCAUCAUUUGUCUGCAGGAGUUCUGGGUCAGCAACGAAGAGCUUGUUAACAUUUACGAGAAGAGACUUGGGGAUGCCGGUUAUAUCAGUCUCAAACUAGGACGAACCAACAACCGUGGCGAUGGUUUGCUGACCGCAGUGCAUAAAGACUACUUUAGAGUUGUAAACUAUGUAGAGUUGCACUUCAAUGAUUGUGGUGAUCGUGUUGCUCAGUUGUUACAUGUGGAAUUAGCCACCCCAAUUUCGCAGUUUCGAAACAAUGAUAUUCGGCAGGAAAUUCUCAUUGUGAACACCCACUUGUUAUUUCCUCAUGACUCGAGUUUGUGUUUAGUUCGACUGCAUCAGGUCUACAAAAUCCUUCAACAUGUAGAAUCUUAUCAGAAAGAUAACAAGCUUAAUCCCAUGCCGAUUAUACUCUGCGGUGACUGGAAUGGAAGCAAAAGUGGACAUGUUUACAAGUUUCUUCGGUCCCAGGGGUUUGUAUCUUCUUAUGAUACUGCUCAUCAUUACACCGAUGCAGAUGCACAUAAGUGGGUUAGCCACAGAAACCAUCUGGGAAACAUAUGCGGCGUUGAUUUUAUAUGGCUUCUCAAUCCUGAUAGAUACCGUAAGCUACUAAAAACUAGUUGGACCGAAGCAGUAUUUGGCAUGUUCAAGUACCAACUACGAAGAGCUUCACUGACAGAGGCUGAUGCCUUUGCCUUUCUAAAGGCUGAUAAUCCUGGUGAUUACAUAACCUCUUCAGGUUUCUGUGAAGCACUUCGACAGCUUAAUAUGACGGGUCAUUGCCAUGGACUUAGCCUCGAAGAGACAAAGGAUUUGUGGGUUCAAGCAGACAUAGAUGGGAACGGCCUUCUUGAUUAUAUAGAAUUUCAGCAGCGAAUUUGGUAUCCUACGGGGUCAGAGCAGAAGGAUGAAAGCGGUAGCGACUGUGACAGUGAUUCCAAGGGUAUUCAGGAACAAACAAUUGGUUUCAGUGUCAAAAACGCGGUGCUCUUCCCUCCUGAAGUGGAGAAAGGAACGUGGCCCGAAGAUUACUCUCUUUCCGAUCAUGCACGACUCACAGUGGUUUUCUCACCAAUAAGAAUGCCUUGCUCUCAGAUGGUUCCCUGAC